Molecule: messenger RNA, 351 nt
Organism: Paramecium pentaurelia
Lineage: Eukaryota; Ciliophora; Oligohymenophorea; Peniculida; Parameciidae
Source: the annotation of a GenBank genome assembly
CAAUGGAUCAAGUGAAGAAAAAUCCAAUCGACCCUAAAGACAAAGUAUUUUAAUUGAGAGGUUCUGCAAAACCAAGAACAUCAUUCUUCGUUUCCAAGAUCUUUUUAAAGAAAUUUGAUGAAGUUGAAAUUCAUGCUCUUGGAGAUGCUAUAUCAGGAGCUGUCAGAUGUGCUGAAACUCUUUAGAGAUAGGGUAAUCACUUAUCUUCUCAUAUUAGGUCUUGCUACAAUCCAAAAGAUUGAAACCUUAACAUAAACAUUAGAAAGAGGAUAAAAGGUUAAAAUUAUUGUAUCCCUCAGAGUUACACCAGAUGGAAAGAGAAGAAUUAAUGAAGAAAUCAAAUAAUGAGUU